Messenger RNA from Limanda limanda (common dab), 2121 nucleotides. Its product is annotated as calpain-1 catalytic subunit-like. The record is from RefSeq and is a predicted model, not a curated record. Gene Ontology annotation, biological process: proteolysis. Bases 22 to 2121 code for a protein of 699 amino acids. Gene Ontology annotation, molecular function: calcium-dependent cysteine-type endopeptidase activity; calcium ion binding. Gene Ontology annotation, cellular component: cytoplasm. The transcript has 21 exons. Lineage: Eukaryota; Metazoa; Chordata; Actinopteri; Pleuronectiformes; Pleuronectidae.
CAGAACUCAACCACUGCAGCAAUGCCUACCUCUGGUGUGUGUAUGAACAUCAUCAAUGCACGGCAUCAGAAAAAUGGCUAUGGGGCCGUCACCAACCCCAUUAACUUCCUCAACCAAGACUACGAGCAGAUGAAACAGUACUGCCUCAGCCGACGAGUAAGGUACAUUGAUGAGAUGUUCCCCCCUGACAGAUACACCAUCGGCGAAGGGUUACUGAAACCGACUGACCUGGACCGUGUGGUGUGGCUGAGACCAGGGGAUAUCAUUUCCAAUCCAUCUUUUGUUGUUGAUGGGGUCUCCAGAUUUGACUUUGGUCAAGGCAUGAUUGGAAACUGCUGGUUCCUUGCAUCUAUCGGAGCUCUGACAUUCCAGGAUUCAAUACUAAAGCAAGUUGUUCCUCUUGAACAAAGUUUUAAUGAGGACUACUGCGGGCUGUUCCACUUCAGGUUUUGGAGGUUUGGGAAAUGGGUGGAUGUUAUCAUUGAUGACAAGCUACCAACAGUUGAUGGCAGAUUAAUCUUCGUCCAAUCCAAAACUCCGACUGAGUUCUGGCCUGCUUUGCUGGAGAAAGCCUAUGCCAAGGUGUGUGGUUCAUACGCAGACAUGAAUGCUGGAACCCCUGCUGAGGCUUUGGUGGACUUCACUGGCGGGGUCCACUUGUGUAUCAACCUCACAGAACCUCCUCCGGACCUGUGGGAGCUGAUGACAAGAGCUGUACAAAAGAAUUCCCUGAUGGGCUGUGGGACACCUCAAGGGAGGACAUCUGCCAACAAUGUGCUGCCAAAUGGAGUUGUCCAAGGCCAUGCCUAUACUGUCACAGGUGUGAAACAGUUUAUGAGCCAAGGGAGACUCGUUAACCUGGUGCGUUUGUGGAACCCCUGGGGCCAAACAGAGUGGAACGGACAGUGGAGCGAUGAUUCGCAUUUGUGGCAAACUGUGAGUCUUCAGGAUCGUGAAAUGUGCCUUUCAGUGAAAGAUGAUGGAGAGUUUUGGAUGACACUGGAAGACUUCUGUGAGUUCUACAAUGAUCUGGACAUCUGCUGCCUGUGUCCAGACUUCCUUGAUGGAAGCUCCUCGUGCCAUUGGAAGCCGUCAUUCUACGAGGGCAGAUGGGUUGCAGGAACCACGGCUGGAGGAUGCAUGCAGAGCUUUGAAAAAUUCUCCACUAAUCCACAGUAUCGAAUCAAGGUCGGCAAAUUAUUCAGUGAGUGUUCAGAGAACCAGGGGGGAAAAAACUUUCUGAUGUCUCUCAUGCAAAUGCCCGACAAAAGGAACAGACGCAUGGUCGAAAAUCUCCACAUUGGACUCAAUGUAUUUGAGGUGACCGAAGAAUACCAGGCACACAAAGGGAGGUUCCCAGCCUCUUUCUUCGGCAGAAACAGAACUGUGGCCCAAACUAAAACCUACUUAAACGCACGUGAGGUGACGGAGUUCGUCACAUUGAAGCCUGGUGAAUACCUGAUUGUGCCGUCCACCUACAAUCCCAAUGAGACUGCCUCCUUCAUCCUGACCAUCCUGGCCAAGUCCGAGACCGAAGUGCAUGAGGAUUCUGGAGGCCAUAACCACGAACACAACGAAACAGAAGAGAAAAUACCAGACGAAAAUGGAGUGGAUGAUGCAAAUAAGAGAAUCUUAUUCCGUCAAUACUCUGAUAAGUAUGAAGAAGUGGACGCUGAGAUGCUCCAGACAAUUCUAAAUGACAAAAUCUUGAAAGGAGAUUUGAAAUCUGGAGGCUUCAGCAUCGAUGCCUGUCGCAGCAUGAUUUCUCUGAUGGAUACGUCUAUCACGGGCAAACUGAAUGGUGAGGAAUUCCUUCGUCUGUGGAAGAAGGUCAUCGUGUACAAGGAGAUUUUCUCCCAAAAGGACGUUUCACUUACAGGAACACUGUCUCUGAAUGAGCUCAGGAAUGCUGUCAUGGCCUCAGGAAAGCGUGUCAGCGAUGACAUGCUGAAUUUGAUGGCUCUGCGCUACGGGGCCUCCUCUGGACACAUGACACUGGAGAGUUUCAUCAGUCUCAUCCUUCGCUUUGACUGCAUGUCCCAAAUCUUCAAGCAGCUGUCUGAUGGAUCGGCCAUGAGACUUCGUGAAUCAGAGUGGAUGUACCUUUCCAUGUACACUUAA